Messenger RNA from Prorocentrum cordatum, 1787 nucleotides. The record is from the annotation of a GenBank genome assembly. Lineage: Eukaryota; Dinophyceae; Prorocentrales; Prorocentraceae.
AGGCCGAGGAGGCCGAGCUUCGCCGGAAGUUCUCGAAGUUUUGCACCAGGGCGCCCAGCUGCGAUGGCCCCGAUGAAGACGACGGCUUCCUCACGCUGGACAACUUCUGCUCGAUGCUGCAGUACUACGAGUGCGCUGGCGCGCAGCACUACGAGUCGUACUUCCACGCCAUCGACCGGAACCACGACGACAAGCUCGACUUCGGGGAGUUCUUCCUGGGCUGCUGCGCGGCGGAUCCUUCCACCGUGCACAUCCUGAACUCGUUCACCGGCUACGAGCGCUCGCUGUACAUAUUCGACUUCUACGACUCCGACCGCAGCGCAUCGUUGGACUUCAACGAGUUCGCCAGGCUGACCGCCGAGUGCCUGGGGACCCACCCGGGCGAGGACCACGCGAUCCGGGCCCAGGCGCUCGAGAAGGCGCGCGAGCUGGGGGCGCUGGAGGACGGCGCGCAGGCCGCGUCGCACUUCGUGCCCAUCAGGUUCAGCCAGUUCUACGAGUUCGUCCAGAACGAGCGCCUGCGCGGGACCUCGAGGCUUUUCCGUUUUUACAAGUCCAUCAUCAAGUCCCGGGCCUCGCACCACGGGCGCAGGGCGCACGCCUCCAGCAUGUCCGGCGCCUCGCCGCUCGGGGACGACGGCCACGGCGACGGCGCAGCGUCGGAGGAGGAGGGCCUCGAGUGGCACGCGCACCUGCUGGACAUGGACUCCUUCUUCGGCCCCCAGGGCGCGGAGCGGCCCGCGCCCGCCGCGGCGCGCCCGGCGGCGCCGCCGUACUCGGCGCUGUUGCCGCCGCCCCCCGCGCCGCUGGCGCGGCCCGACCCGGAGCCCCCGCCCAUCGCGGACGCCCGGGCGCUCGCGCGGAGGGUGCUGCGCACCCUGGGCGCCCCCGGCUACGACGACCUCGUCCCUCGGGACUGCGAGGCGCCGUUCACGCUGGUGUCGCCGGCGCAGCUCCGGUCGCUGUGUGGCGCAGUGGCCAGGAGCCUGGAGCUGGACGACGUCGUCCUGUCGAACAUACAGCCGCCGGUCAAGGUCUUCGGCGCGCUCCACGGCCAGCUGCUGGACCUGCUCUCCCACUUCAAGUGGCAGCAGGCCCCCCUGGAGGAGGGCGGCGACAUCCUCUACACGAGCUACGUCUUCCUGGGCGACUACGCGGACCGGGGCUUCCACAGCCUGGAGGUGCUGACGCUGCUCUUCAGCCUGAAGGUGGUGCACCCCAGCCGGGUGUUUCUGCUCCGCGGCCACCACGAGAGCAGGCACCUGAACUACCACCUAGGCCUCAGGGCGGAGUGCGAGCGGCGCUGCGGCGCCGCCGAGGGCCCCAAGGUCUUCGAGCAGCUCAACCGGGCCUUCGAGUACCUCUCGCUGGCGGCCGUCGUCGGGGGGCAGCUGCUGGCCCUGGGCCCGAGCGCACUGCCGCCCUCGCUGACGCGGCUGGACCAGCUGCGCCGCUACCGGAAGCCGCUGGCCCUGCCGCACCCGCUGCAGCCGCGCGCCGUCGGCCCGACGGACCGCGCCGCGGAGCAGGUGCUGGUGGAGCUCUUCGCCCCCGGGCCCCUGCUGCCCCGCGGGGCGCUCGGGCCCGCCCGCGAGGCGGCGCCCGAGCAGGUCAGGGCCUUCUGCGCGCAGCACGGGCUGGCCGCCGUGGUGCGGAGCCGGCAGGCCCCUGCUGCUGCUGCUGCUGCUGCUGCUGCUGCUGCUGCUGCUGUUGUUGGUGCUGCUGCUGCUGUUGGUGCUGCCGCCCUAUCUCGAUCUUUCGCCUCUUUCCUCCCUCCCUCCUUCCCU